AUCACGUCCGAGCACUUACUCUUACAUUGAUACGCACUUUCUCUCUCUAAAAAAGAGUGAGAGAUAUAGAGAGAGAUAGUAUGAGGACGAGUCUGUAGUUGCAGAGAAAAGAACAAAAAAGAAAAAGAAAAAAAAGUAGAAGCGCGUAGAGCUGAAAUGCUGAGGUUUGUACUGCCAUGGUUAGUGGUCUUCAUCUUCCAUUUGGCUUCAGCUAAUAAAGAUCCAUAUGUAAUGCGCAUAAGCUGUGGAGCCAGGCAGAAUGUCCAUUCUCGACCUACCAAUACUUUGUGGUACAAGGAUUUUGCAUACACAGGAGGUAUUCCAACAAAUGCAACACGACCAAGUUACAUAAGUCCUCCACUACAGACGCUGCGGUAUUUUCCAUUGUCUUCAGGGCCAGAAAAUUGCUACAACAUUCGUAGAGUUCCGAAUGCACACUAUUCAAUCAGGAUUUUCUUUGGAUUGUUUAAGCAAGUAAAUUUCGAUAAUGAGCCUCUGUUUGAUGUUUCUGUCGAAGGAACUCAGAUUUCUUCUUUGAAAUCUGGUUGGAGUAACCAUGAUGAUCAAGCAUUUGUUGAAGCCCUUGCAUUUCUAACCGAUGGCACAGCUUCUAUCUGCUUUCACAGCACUGGUCAUGGAGAUCCAGCAAUCCUUUCACUUGAAAUUCUUCAGAUUGAUAAUCAAGCAUAUUACUAUGGUCCACAAUGGGGCGAAGGAGUACUCCUUAGAACAGCAGCAAGACUUAGUUGCGGUGAAGGGAAAUCGAAGUUUGAUGUAGAUUAUAACGGGGAUCGUUGGGGUGGAGAUAGAUUUUGGGGUUCUAUUACAACCUUCAAUCUAGGUUCUGAUAGAAUCAGAUCUGUUGAAACAAGUAUUAAGCAGGCAUCAAAGGCACCCAAUCAUUAUCCAGAAGCUCUUUAUCAGUCAGCAAUUGUUAGUACGGAUAGUCAGCCUAAUUUAGAAUAUACAAUGGAUGUGGAACCCAACAAAAACUACUCCGUAUGGUUACACUUUGCAGAGAUUGACCCUGCAGUCUCUAAAGCAGGGCUAAGGGUAUUUGACAUCCUGAUAAAUGGUGACAUUGAAUUUAAAGAGAUAGAUGUUUUCGAAUUGAGUGGAGAUCGUUAUACUGCACUUGUACUUAAUAGGACUGUUGCUGUUAAUGGGAGGACUUUGACAAUAACUUUGCAGCCCAAGAAAGGUAGUCAUGCUAUAAUUAAUGCCAUCGAGGUCUUUGAGGUUAUCAUGGCUGAGUCUAGAACUUUGCCUGAAGAAGUUAGGGCCUUGCAGUCACUGAAGACAACACUAGGGCUUCCAGUUCGACUUGGAUGGAAUGGUGAUCCAUGCGUUCCACCACAACACCCUUGGAGUGGAACAGAUUGUCUAUUUAACAGAACUACCAAUAAAUGGGCCAUUGACGGACUUGGUCUUGACAACCAGGGUCUUAAAGGUUUUCUGCCUAAUGACAUAUCCAAACUUCAACAUCUACAAAGCAUCAACCUAAGUGGAAAUAGCAUUCAUGGGCCCAUUCCAUCCUCUCUUGGAACAGUUGCAAGCUUAGAAGUAUUGGACCUCUCCUACAAUUUCUUCAACGGUUCAGUUCCUGAAAGUCUUGGACAGUUGACAUUAUUAAAAAGACUGAAUCUGAACAGCAAUGCUCUUUCCGGGAAAGUCCCUGCUGCUUUGGGGGGAAGACUCUUGUACAGAGUUAGCUUCAAUUUUACUGAUAAUCAUGGCCUAUGUGGUCUACCUGGACUUCCAUCUUGCGGGCCCCAUCUUACUACCGGUGCCAAGGUUGGUAUUGCAUUGGGAGCGUUGGCACUGUUCUUGCUCAUUGUAAUAUGUUCAGUAUGUUGUUGGAAAAGGCGGCAGAAUAUCCUCCGAGCACAGCAAAUUGCAGCAAGAGAUGCUCCAUACGCGAAAAAAAGGACUAAUUUGUCACGGGACAUCCAGAUGACCAGGCAUCAUAAUCUAGGCAAUGCUCGGACUGCAGCUGAAAACGGUCCAAGUUUGCUUUCGUGAUCAUAACUCAAACACCCUUGUCUGCACAACCCGUCCAGUCGAAACUCGCAAAAUUAAACUCGCUGGGUUUUGGUGCAUGGAUUUCUCAUGUUUGCUUCAAAGUGUCAGUCAGUAAUGCUAAAAGGUACGCAAGGGAAGUACUUCUCGAAGAUCAAAUUAUCAUAUCAAUAUUCCCUGGAAUUCCAUACACUGGAAAGCAAGAAAAAAAAAUGUACAUUACUCCAAUUCAUUCUUUCCUAUCUUUGAAACAAAAAUUGUAUCACAAAAAAAAAAGAGGUGUAAUGUUAGAAGCCAGAAAUUUUCACAAAAUUCCAUCUAUUAUUUUGGGCAUGGGGUUUGGAAUGUAAAGUAAUGUGUUUUUAUAGGCCCUAUUAUGUUAGUCAUGAGGCUUUGGCAUAGGUUUGCAAGGAGAGAGUAGUAGUAUGUUCCAAAUGUGUUCAUCACAUUAUCAUAAUUUAUUGUAAUCUUGAAUGUGAAAACUAGCUUGCCAUAUGGUUUUGAAUGUCAUUAUUAAUUUUUGCA
Humulus lupulus (European hop) is the source of this 2544-nucleotide messenger RNA. Its product is annotated as receptor-like protein 4. The record is from RefSeq and is a predicted model, not a curated record. Gene Ontology annotation, molecular function: protein binding. The coding region runs from base 157 to 2022 and encodes 621 amino acids. The transcript has 9 exons. NCBI's taxonomy places the organism in Eukaryota, Viridiplantae, Streptophyta, Magnoliopsida, Rosales, Cannabaceae.